UCAAGUGACCGCCUAACACACGCAUGGGCAGGGUCACUGGCCGCAGGACCCCCAAGAGUCCCAUCGGUCCAGUGGCCAGAAAUGUCGUGGGAUUCCCUGAGAGGACUGGAGCUCCUCCUCGUGCCCCCCCGUGCUCAGUCAUGACCGUCACCUACUCAAGCCAAGUGGCUAAUGCCCGCUUAGGCUCCUUCUCCCGCCUGCUCCUGUGCUGGCGCGGCAGCAUCUACAAGCUGAUCUAUGGCGAGUUCCUCAUCUUCUUGCUCAGCUACUACAUCAUCCGUUUCAUUUACAGGAUGGCCCUCACGGAGGAACAGCAGGUGAUGUUUGAGAAACUGACUCUGUAUUGCGACAGCUACAUCCAGCUCAUCCCCAUUUCCUUCGUGCUGGGCUUCUACGUGACGCUGGUCGUGACCCGCUGGUGGAACCAGUACGAGAACCUGCCAUGGCCCGAUCGCCUUAUGAACCUGGUGUCGGGCUUGGUGGAGGGCAAGGACGAGCAAGGCCGGCUGCUGCGGCGCACGCUCAUCCGCUACGCCAACCUGGGCAACGUACUGAUCCUGCGCAGCGUCAGCGCCGCAGUCUACAAGCGCUUUCCCAGUUCCCAGCAUCUGGUGAAAGCAGGCUUUAUGACCCCCGCGGAACGCAAGCACUUAGAAAAGCUGAGCUUGCCGCACAACACGUUCUGGGUGCCCUGGGUGUGGUUUGCCAACCUGUCAAUGAAGGCGUGGAUCGGAGGUCGAAUCCGGGACCCUGUCCUGCUCCAGAGCCUGUUGAACGAGAUGAACGUCUUGCGUACUCAGUGUGGACUCCUGUUUGCCUAUGACUGGAUCAGUAUCCCACUGGUGUACACACAGGUGGUGACCGUGGCGGUUUACAGCUUCUUCCUGGCUUGCUUGAUCGGGCGGCAGUUUCUGAACCCGGCCAAGGCCUAUCCUGGCCAUGAGCUGGACCUCGUUGUGCCCGUUUUCACGUUCCUGCAGUUCUUUUUCUAUGCUGGCUGGCUGAAGGUGGCAGAGCAGCUCAUCAACCCAUUUGGAGAGGAUGAUGAUGACUUUGAGACCAACUGGAUUGUCGACAGGAGCCUGCAGGUGUCCCUGUUGGCUGUGGACGAGAUGCACCAGGACCUGCCCCCAAUGGAGCGGGAUAUGUACUGGAAUGAUCCAGAACCACAACCCCCCUAUACAGCUGCUUCCGCCCAGUAUCGUCGACCCUCCUUUUUAGGCUCUACCUUCAACAUCAGUCUGCAUAAGGAAGACAUGGGGUUUCAGGCAAAUCCAGAAGAGGAGGAGGACCCUCAAACUGGCAUCAUUGGCCGCUUCCUAGGGCUACAGUCCCACGACCACCAUCCCCCCAGGACAAACUCAAAGACCAAACUACUGCGACCCAAGAAAGAAGGCCUUCUCCAAGAGGGCCAGCCCAAGAAACUCGGGAGUGCCAGACAGCACCCUAGGAACCAGGAAGGCGGCAAGCCUUGGAAGAUUGAGGAGGAGGAUGAUGUUUUCGAGACUGCUGCACUAUACGGGAGGUCAGGCUACCACAGUGCCCCCCAGACGCCCCUCAGCCACACCCCUAUGGUCUUCCCACCUGGGAAGUCAGCACCCUCAGGCCUUCGCAGAGUCUCAGGCACAGACAGCGCUGUCAAAGACCAAAGCCUACAGCCUGUGACUCCUGAGAGAGAGAACAGUUUUGAACUGCUCUCAGAUGGCGUCGGGUCCUCAACGGAGAACCCACAAGUGGGUCACAUGAAGAAGAAAACCGUGGAGUUUAACCUGACCGACGUGUCGGAGACCUCGGAACAUCAUCUCAGAGAAUCACAUUUGGACCAGUCAAGCAACAUAGAGAGAAUACUCAGAAGUCACGGAGAUCCCUACUGGGCCUUGGAAGACAGGGAUGAAGCACACUCUUAGCCUGUUUCCCCGAGGGGGACGCUUCGCCGGCCUGGUCCUACCUGCAUGUACACCAGCGGGACACUGAUCCAGUCAUAGCCACAUAGCUGUCCACACUGAAGCAUACGUUCGUAUGACAGCCUGAAUUAAAUGGUUGGCUUGAUGGGUAACAAAAAUCAGUAGUUUCGGGACUACUUAAGCCUUUAAGUGCCUUUCGUACAUAACAAUUGGGAAAGCUAGACGAAUCACCGGAAACAUGUAAUUCAAAACAUCAAAUUCAGCAUCCGGAGUCCUUACGUCCUGUCUGAAUUCCACACCCCCAACCUUGACAUCUUUUCCAAACUAAAGAGUUGAAUAAAUACAAAUCCUCCUAGGCA
Molecule: messenger RNA, 2263 nt
Organism: Neofelis nebulosa (Clouded leopard)
Lineage: Eukaryota; Metazoa; Chordata; Mammalia; Carnivora; Felidae
Gene: BEST1
Product: bestrophin 1
Exons: 11
Coding region: 24-1907 (627 amino acids)
Molecular function (GO): chloride channel activity
Source: RefSeq, a predicted model, not a curated record